AUGGAUUUAUAUGUUACAUUGAGACAUAGUCCUAAUUGUUUUGUCAAUCUACCUUUAAAGAUUGCUCAUACUCUUGCUCAAAGAAAUGAAUCAACCCAAUUAAUAUUAGAAUUGAAAUGGUAUGAUAAAGCAAAUAAAGAGGAUAAAUAUGCUUUUGUUGGAUGGUCUGGUGGUAGUAGUAGUAGCAUGGGUAAUAACCAUCAUCAUCAUCACAAUGAUUCAUUAGAGAUGAGUCAAGAGAUGGCACAGUGCUUGGGAUUGGUAGAAGGUCAGAUGAUUCGUUUAAAGGCUGCUUCGGCGAGUGCAGUACAGAAAGCAACUACUGUAGAGGUGGAACCAGUGACUAGCGACGAUUGGGAGAUCUUAGAGGUACAUGCCGAGUAUCUAGAGGAACAAUUGUUGAAUCAAAUCAACGUUGUAUCAAGUGGUCAGAUCAUUCCAAUUUGGAUACACCAAAAGAUUGUAAUUCAUUUACGUGUAAUUGAUGUUACACCGAAAUCAUCGUCAUCAUCAUCAUCUAAUCAACCAUCGGCUGUCAAAUUGUCAAAUGAUUCAGAGAUUAUAGUUGCACCUAAACCUCGUAAUAUUCCAUCAUCCUCUUCAUCCUCAUCAUCUCGGUCUUAUAAUUCAUUACUUCCACGUCACCUUUAUAUUCAACAAGAAUCAUCUUUAGUUGACUCAGACAACAAUGGACUAUUGUCUUCAACAACAGUAUACAUAUCAUUAAAUGCAAUGAAAGAAUAUGAAUGGAAUCAAGGUGAUAUAGUUGAAAUCAGUCAAAUCAAAUCAAAAGAUCAAUUACCCUCAAUACUACAAUCAUCAAGUGAAUCAACAGAUGCUGAAGAUAAUCAACAACAACAACAACAACAAGGACAACAACAACAACAACCAAUAAUUAAAAGAAAAUGUAUUUAUGCUAGAGUUUAUAGUUCCCAAGAGGUUGUUGGAAAAUUGAUAGUAAAAAGUGAUCAACAUAUAAUUGUUGGAAAGAAUCUUAGAUAUCUUUUACAAUUAAAUGUUAAUACACAGAUCAAAGUUAGAAUAUUGCCAUCUCAUUCUAUUCCAAUUUGUCCAAUCAGUGGAGUACAAAUCAAACAGGUGGUGUGGCGUAACAGUCCUCUUGAAUUUGCACCAAAACCUCCUAGAAUCUCACUACUCCCUCCACAACUAUUACACCAAGUCGUCAAAGAAUGGUCACAUAUUUAUUUAAAAGAAAACAACAAAGACAAUCAACAACAACCUAAAGCGAUGGUUCCAUUAGUAAAUGGAUCAAUUAUAACUAUUCCACCAAUUAAAAAUUAUUCAACCAAUUCAAUUGAUAUUCAAUUUCAUUUUAAUCAACAACAACAACAACAACAAAUGUCAUCUCAACAACAACAACAGGGAGGUGGUAAUAGACAAAUGCAUCCACAACAAAGACAAAAUAAUCAAGAAUUAUUAAAUGUAAUUGGAAAUGUACUUAGUAAUCAAAUUGAUAAUUUAGUUGAUCAACCUAAUCCUCAACAACAACAACAACAACAAUCAUCUCAGUCAUCUCAACAAAAUCAAUAUCAAUUAAUUCAUGGAGUAUUUAUGAUAAAUGAUGAAAUAUUUAAUCAAGAUAGAAUGAUUAUAUCAUUUGAAAAGAAUGAUGGUAGUAAAUUGGAACCAUUGGAAGAUUAUGUAGAUAUUAGUGAUAGAUUGUUUGAUAGAAUUGGUGGUAUGGAUAAAUUGAUUGAUCAAGCCAAAGACUAUUUAUCGUUACUCGUUAGAAAGGAUUAUGGAAUGUUACGUAACCAACUCAAUGCACCUGGAAAUGGUGGUGUGUUGAUCACUGGAUCACACGGAUCUGGUAAAUCAAUGUUGGCUAGUGCUUUGGCAGGUUACUAUGUUCACCUUGACGAAUCAUUAACAUUUGUCGUUCGUUUAAAUUGUCAAUUACUCAAAGAAACAAAGGUCGAACGUAUUAGACAAACUCUAACUCCAAUCUUUACAAGAGCAUAUCUUUCAAAACCUUCUAUUAUCAUUUUAGAAGAUUUAGAUAUUAUACUUCCAAAUCCAAAUGAACAAGAUCCUGGAUCAAAAAUUAGAUGUUUACAAAUAUCAAAUUAUAUUAAAAAAUUGAUUGGAGUUUGUAGAGAUCGAAAUGCACCAAUUGUAUUGAUUGCCACGAGUCAAUCUAUACAAUCAUUGUACAAGGAUUUCCAAACCCCCGAUGUAAUGGGGUUGACACUUGAAAUCCAACCACCAUCAAGAGAUGACCGUGCAGACAUUUUCUUUAAAUUGUUAAAGAGGUUGGAUUUACAAGUCGAAGAUGACAAUGAAAAAGUGGCACUUGGACGAUUUGCUUCAUCUCUAGAGGGUUAUCUUGGAUGUGAUAUUGAAAGAUUAAUAGAGCGUGUCAUUUAUCUUAAUCGUAGUAAUAGUAAUAAUAAUAAUAAUCCACAACAAUCGACAGUGACAUUAAAAGGAAUGCAUUUGGCCAAAGAAGGAUAUACACCCAUUUCACUCAAAGGUGUUAAAUUACAUCAAUCAGAUGCAGGCAAAUGGAAUGAUAUUGGUGGAUUAAAAGAUGGUCCAGAGUUGCUUAACAAGUAUAUUGGGUCUAGUGAACAGGGUGUACGAGACAUCUUUUCACGUGCGUCGUCUGCAUCGCCUUGUGUACUCUUUUUUGACGAGUUUGACUCGAUUGCGCCGCGUCGUGGACACGAUAGCACCGGUGUGACCGAUCGUGUUGUCAACCAGUUUCUCACUGAACUCGAUGGUGUAGAGGGAUUGGCAGGUGUCUAUGUCUUGGCGGCUACCAGUCGUCCCGACCUCAUCGACCCCGCUCUCCUCAGACCGGGUAGACUCGACAAGUCACUCUACUGCAACAUUCCAGAACGAGAUGAGCGUCUAGAGAUCAUCACCAUCCUCGCCAACAAAAUGCGUAUUGACGAAGAGUCACAAAACUCUUUGGCCGAGUUGGCAGACACCUCUGAAGGGUACACUGGUGCCGAUCUCAGAGCCAUCAUGUACAACUCUCAAUUGAAAUCAAUUCAUGAAUUAAUGCAUAAAAAAGAACAAGAAAAGAAAGAAAAAAGAGAAAAAGAGGAAAAUGAUAAACAACUUGGAGGUGGAGUAGCAGGAGUUGGAGGAGAAAGUAUUUUAGGAAAUAAUAUAGUUAUUUUUGAAAAUAUUGAAAAUAAUAAUAAUAAUAAUAGUAGAAUGACAAAUGAACAAAGAAACAAAUUAAUUCAAAAGAUUGAUGAAAUUAAAACAACAUUUGGUCAACAAAUAGAUGAUGAAAAUAAUAAUAGAAAUAAUAAUAAUAAUAGUAAUGGAAAUAAUGAACAACCAAUAAUCAAGAAAAUUCAUUUUGAAGAAUCUUUUAAACAAUCAUCUCCAUCGGUUCCUCCAUCUGAAAGAACACGUUAUGAAAAAAUAUAUAAAAACUUUUUAAAAGAGAGAGGAUCUGUGACAGGUACGAAAAAAGAAGGAAUGAAACAAACUUUGGCAUAA
Messenger RNA from Cavenderia fasciculata, 3480 nucleotides. It is a transcript of the gene pex1, whose product is annotated as peroxisomal biogenesis factor 1. Gene Ontology annotation, cellular component: peroxisome; cytosol; peroxisomal membrane. The coding region runs from base 1 to 3480 and encodes 1159 amino acids. Lineage: Eukaryota; Evosea; Eumycetozoa; Acytosteliales; Cavenderiaceae. Gene Ontology annotation, molecular function: ATP binding; ATP hydrolysis activity. Gene Ontology annotation, biological process: protein import into peroxisome matrix. The record is from RefSeq and is a predicted model, not a curated record. The transcript is spliced from 5 exons.